Molecule: messenger RNA, 639 nt
Organism: Ambispora leptoticha
Lineage: Eukaryota; Fungi; Glomeromycota; Glomeromycetes; Archaeosporales; Ambisporaceae
Source: the annotation of a GenBank genome assembly
AUGGGUAUUGAAAAGAAUCAUCUUCAUGUCAUACAAAAACCUUCGCCUUCAUUCUUAGUACCUUCAAAGAAUUCACCAAGCAAAUUUCUACUAAUAAUAUCAACGUCAAUUCUGUUCCUCGUACUAAUCUGUAUUACACGUCAUAAUCAUACCGAAACAUUCAAUAACCCAUUUUACAUCGCAUCAAACGAUAACAAAACGAUACGAUCCGUAGGAUAUUUUCCCUUGGGAACUGGAAGGCUUUCGAUAAGUUAUCCGGUGACCGGAUCGAUCCGUCUAUACCACAAAAAAGGAUCACCAUCUUCACAAGAAGCAAAUUUAGAAUCAUCGUAUGACACGAUAUUCCUGAUGGGAUAUUUAAAAGGAGUCGAGAAAUUCGAAAACGAUUAUAGUUUUCUAAUGGUCAAAGGAAAUGGGUGCCAAGAUUGGCAAGAGACAAUCUAUGAUUUAACCGCUGAUAUUACUUUUAUAUCAGAUCAGAAUGGCGGCGAUGGUGAUGGAUUAAAUAUUCUCAAAGCGACUACAAUGGCAAAGUUUAAUGGGGCAAAUGGAGAGACAGAAAAAUUGACAGUAGGCAAUUUCUUUGUGGUGUUAAAGAACACUUAUCAGAUUGGAUGUGGGGCAAUUGAAAGACUUUAA